UCCAAUACCAUAGAUAAAAAGAUGGAUAGCAUAGACAAAAGAUGGGAAGUUCUCGGCGGCAAUAACAACUGGGAUGGCCUAUUGGAUCCUCUCGAUUACGAUCUUCGUCAAUACAUCAUUCACUAUGGAGAAAUGGCUCAAGCAACUUACGAUUCCUUCAAUGCAGAGAAGGCAUCAAGGUAUGCAGGAAGUUGCCUCUAUGCAAAGAAAGAUCUUUUCGCUAAGGUUGGCCUUGAGAAUGGCAAUCCCUUUAAGUAUCGUGUGACAAAAUACCUGUACGCGACAUCAUCGAUCCAACUUCCUGAGGGUUUUAUCUUAAAAUCGUUCUCAAGAGAGGCAUGGAGCAAGGAAUCAAAUUGGAUGGGUUAUGUUGCUGUGGCGACAGAUGAAGGAAAAGUUGCACUAGGAAGAAGGGAUAUUGUGAUUGCUUGGAGAGGAACAGUUAGGAGUUUGGAAUGGGUUAAUGAUCUUGAAUUUGUUUUAGUCUCAGCACCUAAGAUUUUCGGUGAAAAUGAUGAUCCUAAGGUGCAUCAAGGUUGGUACUCCAUCUACACAACAGAUGAUUCAAGAUCACCUUUCAACAAGACCAGUGCUAGAGACCAGGUUCUGGACGAGGUCAGGAGGCUGGUGGAGGAAUUCAAAGAUGAGGAAAUUAGUAUAACUGUAACAGGUCACAGCUUGGGUGCCGCGGUGGCAACCCUUAAUGCGGUGGACAUAGUUGCUAAUGGAUUCAACAAAUCUCUAGAGAAUCCAGGCAAGGCUUGUCCUGUCACAGCCUUUGUGUACGCGAGCCCUCGAGUUGGGGGGCAGGGCUUCAAAAAGGUGUUCUCUCAGCAACAAAACCUUCGAGUCCUACGCAUUCAUAAUUCCCUAGAUGUUGUUCCAAAUUAUCCAUUGCUAGGUUAUGCCGAUGUCGGCGAAGAGUUGCGAAUUGAUACAACUAAAUCAAAGUACCUGAAAAAUCCUGGAAAUUUGUCAUCUUGGCAUAGCCUGGAAUGCUACAUGCAUGGAGUCGCGGGAAAACAAGGGCUUCAAGAAGGAUUCAAGCUGGUGGUGAAUCGUGAUGUUGCACUUCUUAACAAAUAUAUGGAUGUAUUAAAGGAUGAACAUUGUGUACCGGUUUCUUGGUGGUGUAUUCAGAAUAAAGGCAUGGUUCAACAGGCAGAUGGAUCAUGGGAGCUGGAGGAUCAUGAAGAUGAUGAUUUCUGAUCCAAAAAGGAAAAAGAAAAAAGAAAAAAGAAAAACCAUCUUCA
Molecule: messenger RNA, 1253 nt
Organism: Coffea arabica (coffee)
Lineage: Eukaryota; Viridiplantae; Streptophyta; Magnoliopsida; Gentianales; Rubiaceae
Product: phospholipase A1-IIgamma
Biological process (GO): lipid metabolic process
Molecular function (GO): glycerophospholipid phospholipase A1 activity
Source: RefSeq, a predicted model, not a curated record